CAUGGGAGUUUUGUCGGUUAUGAAUUUGAGCUACCCCGAUGUAGCUGAGCAACUUCUAAAAGCUGGUGCGAAUCCUAAUGUUCAAGAUCGAGGAAUAGGAAAUGGGAGAUGUCUUUUAUUGACACCUGGGCACGACGCCGCUCGGGUCGGAUACGUUAGGACAUUAAAGGUCUUAUUGAAAUACGGAGCCGACACGAACAUUCGAGACGGUCAUGGGAAUACAUUAGCUCAUUUAGCCGCAAAGCACGGUCAACUUUCCGUAUUGAAAGUUUUAGCUCGGGGCAGCGACUUGUCUAUUCGAAAUCUAGCCGGUCAAACGCCCCUUGAUUAUUUGAUGCCAGAACACGCGAGGUCUGAAAGCGAAGUAGCAUUUCUUACGGAAUUAAAGACCCAACCUAGACCUCUCAAAUAUCUAGCCGUCACUUCGAUACGAAAACAUUUAGGAACUGAACGAUUAGCACUCUUGCACCGGUUACCUCUUCCCCCUCCUCUUAAAGACAACUUGAUUUUGAAAUAA
Dimorphilus gyrociliatus is the source of this 517-nucleotide messenger RNA. Lineage: Eukaryota; Metazoa; Annelida; Polychaeta; Dinophilidae. The record is from the annotation of a GenBank genome assembly.